AUUUUUCCACUAUCCUGUGCCACAUAGUGUUAGAAAUAAUCUGUUAUUCUGUCUCUGUGCAUGGGGAUCACUAUCUGAUGGACUAGGUCCCUAUUUGCACCCUUGUCGACUCCCAGUCCAAGUCGAAACGGAGAUAUUUAAUAAUUUAGCCUAAGCGAAACAGAGGCGAGGCAGCAGUGAGUCCUCUUGUCGCCUAGCUGCUAGCCUCCCUGCCCAGCCUUUAGCAGCUCCUCUCCGUCUUGUGUCCCUCUCUUCCUCUCUCUGUCAGCUCGGCUCACUAGUUCAGCAGGCUAGUACGGAGAGACGAGGGCUGCUCCCUUUCGCCUCUGCUCAGUCUGCCCAGCACACCAUACAUACAUACACCAUGGCUGCCACGGACGUUGACGUCUUUUCGAAUGAAGAGAAGCGUAACCUGAGUUUGGGCGGACAUGUUGGAUUUGACAGCCUCCCUGACCAACUGGUCAGUAAAUCGGUCACACAGGGAUUUUGUUUUAACAUUCUCUGUGUAGGGGAGACUGGAAUCGGCAAGUCAACGUUAAUGAACACGCUCUUCAACACCAUGUUCGAGAACGAAGAGGCGAGCCAUUAUCAGAAUGGCGUGUAUCUGCGGCCGCGAACAUACGACCUGCAAGAAAGCAACGUCCAACUCAAACUGACGAUCGUUGACACCGUUGGCUUUGGUGACCAGAUCAACAAAGAGGAUAGUUACAAGCCCAUCGUCGACUACAUCGACACUCAGUUUGAAAACUAUCUCCAGGAAGAGCUGAAGAUCAAGCGCUCGCUGUUUAACUACCAUGACACCAGGAUCCACAUCUGCCUUUAUUUCAUCGCCCCGACAGGACAUUCCCUUAAGUCCCUGGACCUCGUCACGAUGAAAAAACUGGACAGCAAGGUCAACAUAAUUCCCAUCAUUGCCAAAGCAGACACAAUCUCCAAGAGUGAGCUCCAUAAAUUCAAAAUAAAGAUUAUGAGUGAGCUGGUGAGCAACGGUGUCCAGAUAUAUCAGUUCCCAACAGACGACGAAACCGUCAGUGAGAUCAACUCCUCCAUGAAUGCCCAUCUGCCCUUUGCUGUGGUUGGGAGCGUGGAAGAGGUCAAAGUGGGAAACAAAACAGUGAGGGCCAGACAGUACCCCUGGGGUGUCGUGCAAGUCGAGAACGAGGCCCACUGCGACUUUGUAAAACUCCGAGAGAUGCUGAUCAGGGUCAACAUGGAGGAUCUGAGGGAGCAGACCCACGCCCGCCACUACGAGCUGUACCGACGCUGUAAGCUGGAGGAGAUGGGCUUCAAAGACACAGAUCCAGACAGCCAGCCAUUCAGUCUUCAGGAGACAUACGAGGCCAAGAGGAAAGAGUUCUUGGGGGAUCUGCAGCGCAAAGAGGAAGAAAUGCGGCAAAUGUUUGUCAACAAAGUAAAAGAGACGGAAGCAGAACUGAAAGAAAAGGAGCGAGAGCUGCAUGACAAGUUCGAGCAGCUGAAGCGGAUGCACCAGGAGGAGAAGAGGAAGGUGGAGGAGAAGCGGAGAGACCUUGAGGAGGAGAUGAACGGCUUCAACAGGAGGAAGGUGGCAGCCGAGACGCUCUCCUUAUCUCAGCCCCUCAAGAAGGACAAGGACAAGAAAAAUUAAUUUAUGGGCGCCGCAUACCCUCCCACACACGACCAUGGAUUUGUCCUCCAUCACCAUUGCAACGACAACACCUGUUUAUUUUGUUUGUUUAUUUCGAUGUUUUGACAUUCCAUCUUGACAUUGUGUACACGGACCAAAGACACUGAGGAUGAUGAUGAUGGUGAAGCCACAGGGGAGAGAAAAAGAGUGAAAGAUGGUGAGAGAUAAUGAGGAGAAAAAAAAUGUUUGCUUACCAGCAGUGGCCAUCUCAUUUAUUCAGGAUCUUUCAUGCUAUGCAUUUUUUUGGGGACACUUUUUAUAUAUAUAUAUGCAUUUUGUUAUUUCUAUGUUGUGAUUUAAAGAUUUUCUGUUUUUUUUGUUUUUGUUUUGUUUCCAUCAACUACUCACACAGAAACAAGAGGUCCAAACCUUUUGGUACUACAGUGUAACACAGUGGUCAUUUUAAACCGUUUAAUAUGUAUUUAAAGAAUUUAGGGUGACAUUUAAAUGACUAAUCAGUGAAAUCAAACCUUUCCUAAACUCUUUUAAAUACCUUAAUCUGUUGGAAAUGUGUCAAAGUGUGAUGUGCCUGUUGACCUUUUUUUUUAUUAGGUUCAUUUAAGAUAAAUCCCUGAGCCCAAAUAAUACAUUUAAAUAACAUUAUGUAACGCAAUAAAACUGAGUACCUGUAUACUGUAUAUAUUACUGCAUAUACAUUGGUACUGACAACCUAAAGCAUAGUCUUAAUAAAAACAUAUGCAAUAUUCUGGUGCUGUUUCAUAUUAACUCAAUCAAUGUAUGUGAAUAUUUUCUAGAGCUUACCCAGCUUGAUAUGCAAAAUGUAUUUUGACUAUGAUAUUAUUGUAAGAAGCACAUAUGACGGUGUACAUUGUCCACAAAUGAUGUAACUUUAUUGUAAACCGUGAGUGACCGCCUUGAUAUGAGUGUUGUGACGGUGGACACACACGUUAACAUGAAGCCAGUAUAUUUACAUACAUACACAGGAUUCAGGAAAACAUAGAAGCCUCAGCUCGCUGUAGAAGAGUUUACACUCUGAGAGAGAAGAGAGCAGCUGUAUUUACUGUCUGUCGUUGGAAAUAAAUGCGAACCUCCUCCUUCCUGA
Centropristis striata (black sea bass) is the source of this 2729-nucleotide messenger RNA. RefSeq names its product septin 8a (gene septin8a). The coding region runs from base 365 to 1627 and encodes 420 amino acids. Gene Ontology annotation, cellular component: microtubule cytoskeleton; septin ring; septin complex. NCBI's taxonomy places the organism in Eukaryota, Metazoa, Chordata, Actinopteri, Perciformes, Serranidae. Gene Ontology annotation, biological process: cytoskeleton-dependent cytokinesis. Gene Ontology annotation, molecular function: GTPase activity; molecular adaptor activity; GTP binding. The transcript is spliced from 10 exons. The record is from RefSeq and is a predicted model, not a curated record.